Messenger RNA from Siniperca chuatsi (mandarin fish), 3378 nucleotides. RefSeq names its product nicastrin (gene ncstn). Gene Ontology annotation, cellular component: membrane. Gene Ontology annotation, biological process: Notch receptor processing; protein processing. The transcript is spliced from 17 exons. The record is from RefSeq and is a predicted model, not a curated record. Lineage: Eukaryota; Metazoa; Chordata; Actinopteri; Centrarchiformes; Sinipercidae. Bases 99 to 2204 code for a protein of 701 amino acids.
AGUCCACCCCCUUUUUACGGGGCCGGAACCAAACAGCGGAACCCGGACGUUUUCCAUGUCAACACUUACUGUAGUGUUCUGCUUUUCAAACCAGGAAGAUGGAUUUGCUGUCGAACAAAUGGAUUGUUAAUUUGCUAGUUUGGUGGUUUUUCAUCGGUGUCAGCUGUAACUCAGUGGAAAAGAAGAUUUAUGUGCAUCUUAAUUACACUGUCCCGUGUGUGCGACUGCUCAAUGCAACACAUCAAAUAGGCUGCCAGUCCUCUUUGUCGGGUAAUGUGGGUGUGCUCCAUGUGCUCGAGUCGGAGGAAAACCUGGACUGGGUCCUGCGCUCUGGUCCCAAUCCUCCUUAUCUGGUUAUCCUGGAGACCCAGCUCUUUACCAGAUCCAUCAUGAUGAAGUUGAAGAAUGGCUCCAGCAGGGUGGCUGGCGUUGCUGUUGUGGCGCCAAACAAAAACCCGCCUGAGGGCUUCUCUCCACACACCACCUGUCCCAACGAGAAUACAGGCGUGUAUUCAGAGAACUACGAUCCAGCCUUGGCCCAUUGUAAUGUGACAGUGUGGAACCCUUUGGGAAACGGUUUGUCCUAUGAAGAGUUUGACUUUCCCAUCUUCUCUCUGAAAGACGACAAUGACACUCAGGUCAUACGGCAGUGUUACUUGGACCACAACCGUGCCGCGAACGGCAGCACUCCUCAGUACCCGCUGUGCGCCAUGCAGCUCUACUCCCACAUGUCAGCCGUCACCGACACGGCCACCUGCAUGAGGAGAAAUGAUAUCAACUUCAGCAUCAGUCCAGAGAUGGUUUGUGACCCAUUGGGUGACUUUAAUGUUUGGGCCUCCACCAAGCCUCUCAACAACACAGCCAAGGGCCACAAGAUGUGGGAGAGUGUGGUCAUAGCAGCAGCCAGGUUGGACAGCAGGUCUUUUUUCUUUGACGUUGCUCCAGGAGCAGAGAGUGGAGUGUCUGGGUUUGUCACUCUGCUGGCGACCGCUCAUGCUCUGCGAAAUGUCACCCAGGAGGCCCAACCUAACCGCACCAUCCUCUACACCUUCUUUCAAGGGGAAACCUUUGACUACAUUGGCAGUUCGAGGAUGGUGUAUGAUAUGCAGAACAAUCAGUUUGCCGUGGACUUGGACAAUGUUCACUCAGUACUGGAGAUUGGACAGGUGGGACUUCGUGCAGACUCCAGGCUGUGGCUUCACUCUGAUCCUGUGUCUAGGAAGAACAGCAGUGUCAAUGAUGAGGUGAAGAAGCUCAUUAAAAACUUGGACUCGGCUGCCACAAAUUUAAGCGUCUCAGUGGAAGAGCCAAAUUUCAGUCAGCCACUCCCACCCUCGUCCUUCCAGCGUUUCCUGCGAGCUCGGCAAAUCCCUGGUGUUGUUAUUGAGGAUCACCAGUCUGCUUUCACCAAUAGGUUCUAUGAGAGUAUGUACGAUAAUGCAGAAUACCUGAACAUAUCUUACCCACCAAACCUGACGCCAGAGGAGCAGCUAGAGUUCGUCACUGACACUGCUAAGGCUCUGGCUGAGGUGGCCACCAUGGUGGCCCGGGCUCUGUACAUGCAGGCAGGAGGAGCAGAAACCCAGCUGAGCAGCAUUAACGCAGACCCUCAAAUAGUGACCCGAAUGCUGUACGGUUUCCUUGUUCGGUCAAAUAACUCCUGGUUCCAGCAACUAGUCCCCUCUGACCUCAUGAGCCAUCUGACUAAUAGGCCCACAAACUUCUAUGUCAGCGUGGCCCAGCAACCCAGCGAACCGACCAUUCUGGUCCAGUACCUGCUGGCUAACCUGACUGGUAGCACCACCAACAUCACCCAGGACAACUGCCAGAACCAGAGAGAGGAUGAGAAGGACAAAGAGAGCAAACAUAUGUACUAUUACUUGUGGGUUCAAGGCGCGGCGCCUCCCAACAGUACUGAGAGGGAGGGUUUCUGCGUACGCUCCACAGUCCGUCUCUCCAAAGCGCUGUCCCCAGCCUUUGAACUGCGGGAGUACACCUCCAAAGACUAUUCGACAUGGACAGAAUCCAGGUGGAAGACCAUAAAAGGACGCAUAUUCCUGGUGGCGAGUCACGAACUGGAGAUGUUGACGCUGGGCGUGGGUGUCGGUGUGCUCAUAACAUCCCUGCUGCUGACGUACAUCAUCAGCUCGAAGGCCGACAUGCUCUUCAGCUCGGGGAGGGAGCCCGCAAACGCCACCUACUGAUCCCACGCAGAGGCAACGCAGGCCCACGACCACCACCACCACCACCACCACUACUACUAUUACUACUACAACUACUACUUCUAUCCCAACCAGACAUGGACAGGUUCUUUUCUUUAAAACACAACACGAGUAGGUACACAAGACAGGUUAGACACAGCAGCAGAGGAUUUUUUUUUUUUGACGACAACGACACCGACACCAUGUUUAUGGACUCACUCGGGUGAGGCGUGACAUGAGGACUGGACUGGACUGGAUUGGCCUGGAUGGAUCUGGACUUUACAGGGUCAGAAAAACACUGGUCAGGCACCAGCAGGCCUUGCCAGGGGAAAAGAUGUUUAUAUUCCUUUUUUGUUUUUGUUUUAGGUUUUUGUUUUCCCUUUUUAUUGUCAAAGAAUGUUUUGUUUACUGUGUCAUGGGAUAGGCACUAAACAUUGAGCAUUAUUUUGAGUUUGUGUGUAUGAUUGUGAAUAUGUAAAUGUGACUUGAGUGUGUGAGCAAUUGACUAUGAUUCAGUGUGUACGAACAAUUGUGUGUGUGCGUGGUUGAACUUUGUAUGAGGAUUGCGAUGGUAUGUGCAAUACUGUAGCUGUCUUCUCUGUCAAUGUAGUUAACUUAUCAGUCAGUUGUAAUGAUAAGAAACCACUUUUUGAGUCAAUGAACAAUUAGUAAAAAUUUAAAUGUAAGGUUUUGCAAAAUCUGGAAAUGUGUGGUGAAAUAUUUUGAUAAGUUCUAGGUCCUGGGAAGUUGACAACAAUCCUAAAUAUUUAUAUUGUUCAGUCCCAGUACACAUUUAACUACAUACAUGUGUAUGUAGUUGUAUACCCACUGCAGUUUCACAUAUUGUGAUAUUUGUGUGGAGAAGAAGAAUUUCCCAAGGAGUCUGGCGUGGCUGACACACACUUUACUUCAUAUCAAUCAGCUGCCAAAAAAUUGUCAAAUCCAGUCAGAAAAUCUUGUGUUUUUUGACACUGAAAAUGCGCUGGUACUCUGGCUGUGCACUCUUUUUUUUCUUUGGUUCGUACCUUUUCCACAAGGUUUCUUUUAAUAACUUCAGAAAAUUGUGACAACACACAAGGUUUUCAUUUUUUUUUUGCUGAUGGAUGUUCAUUUAAUGGCUGGAAUCAAUGACCAAUUGUGAUGCCUUGGUGAAGAAAUAAACAUUGCUUCUUUUCCA